Messenger RNA from Verruconis gallopava, 834 nucleotides. RefSeq lists its product as uncharacterized. The record is from RefSeq and is a predicted model, not a curated record. The coding region runs from base 1 to 834 and encodes 277 amino acids. The transcript has 2 exons. NCBI's taxonomy places the organism in Eukaryota, Fungi, Ascomycota, Dothideomycetes, Venturiales, Sympoventuriaceae.
AUGGGUGCAAAGUGGACUCAAUUUUUCCCGCCCAAGCCUGCGCUGACCAAGGAGAACUUUCCAUCGCAGGCAGGAAAGGUUUUGAUCGUCACUGGCGGCAACACAGGCAUCGGCUUUGAACUUGUGAAGAUACUCUACUCAAAAGGUGGCACGGUUUAUACUGCCGCUCGCUCUGUAGAAAGUAUUUCCAAUGCUAUCACCUCAAUUAAGAGCGAGUGUCAAACUUCAGAACCCAAAGGAAAGCUCAAAAGCUUGGUCGUCAAUCUGUCCGAUCUUAAUUUAGUUUCUGUCGCUGCCGCCUCGUUUCUUGGCCAAGAAACACGUCUGGACGUCUUGUUCAACAAUGCCGGCAUAGCUCAAGUCCCUGCUGGUAGUCUCAGUACGGCACGAAAUCUGCCCAAGGGAUGGGUUCGAAUUGUUUGGACGUCAUCCAGCAUAGUCGACAUAGCUGGGCCUCCGGGUGGCGUAUCGCUUGAUGAACUGAUACCAGGAAACUACAACGAGGACAAAGCCCAUAAUUACAGUGCAUCAAAAGCCGGCAACCGGAUGCUCGCAUCUGAGUUCUCCAAACGUCAUUGCGAGUCCGAAGGCAUAAUAAGCAUCACGCAGAACCCUGGUAAUCUGAAGACAAAAAGCUGGGAUACAGUACCUUUACUUAAGUUCAUCUUCGGGCCACUACUUCAUGAUGCAAGAUUCGGCGCUUAUACUGAAAUAUGGUGUGGAAUGAGUGAGGAGGUCAAAGUCGAAGAUGGUGGUAGAUUUGCCAUUCCGUGGGGCCGCUGGCAUCCUGAUCCGCGGAAAGAUGUGUUAGAAAGCUUAAAAGGUAAGGACUAG